CUGGUGCGUGCCAAGGGCGCUGCCGCGGCCGGCGUUGGCGUUGGCGUCGGCGUCAGCGUUGGCAGCGGCAGUCGGUACAAGGUGACGGCACGAUGUGUGCCGGAGGUGAGCAUCACAUCGCCGACCAUCGCCGGUCAGCAACAGCUGCAUCAGCAACAACAGCUGCAACAUGAUGCACCGAACAAACACAUUACGCUGCUGCGCAGCCGCUCACAGCCGACGUCUAACAGCAUUUUCUCGCCAGGCUUAGGCAUAGCCGUGGGCAACGCCACUCUGGUCGAGGAGGAGGACUUUAGUUUGCUGACCGCCGAGCCUGGCAAUUGGUCGGCCAGUGGCAGCGGCGCUGCCAAGAACGUCUUGCAGCGACAGCUGGCAACCACGACGCAACUGGACGAGCAGCAGCAGCAGCAGCAACAGCAACAGCAGCAACAAGAGGAUCAGGAGCAGCAGCAAUUGCAAUCAAUUGGAGGCGACAUUGAGGCACCCAACGAGCUAACACCGCUGGUGGAGGAACAUUGCGCCGCUGCCACCGCCGCCACCACACACAGCACCACGGGCACCACAACGACCAACAGCUACAGCCACAACUCGAAGACGACACGCUCGUGGCCGGUGAUCUAUCGCAAUCCGCAUCACUGCGACUACGAGGCGCUGUACGUGCAACAGCCUCCAGCAUCAGCGCAACAGCAACCAUCUUCGCAAUCCUUCAAGCAGAACUGUUACUCCAAUCAGUUCAAGCAAUCGAUCGUCUACUCCAGCAGCAAUGAGGAGCUGCCCGGUGGUGCGGGACCAGAGUUAACCGAUUUGACGCCACGUCAAACUACUUGCUACUAUUUUGCGCCCAGUCGGCACAAUAGCAUUUAUGAGCAUCCCUCGUCCGUCGUUGGCGGCUCCUUGCAAUUUGACGCCGCUGGCAACGCAGCAACCACAGCGGCAGCGGCUGCUGCCGUUGAGAGUCUGAGACGCAGCAACAGCAUUUUACUGCGGCAGAACAGUUGCGCCAAGGUCAUACAGCGUCGGGGGAGCGGCAGUGCUGGAGGUGGUGUUGGUGGAUUGGACACAUCCACAUCGCUCAGUUCGCACAUGGACGGUCUCGGCAUGGGCAGCGGAACAGGCGCCAGUGCCUGUUGCUCCAGCUGCUGCAUGGGACCGCCGCCAGUGUUGUUCCUCUUUGUCACACUCCUGAUGACAACCAGCGCCACGGCGAUGCUGUGUGCUGCUAUCAUGACUGAUCACUGGGAGCACGUGACGUGGGAUCGCAACAGUCUGGAUCGUUACUCCAAUCGUUCUGGGCUGCAUCUGGAGUGGCUGCUCGAUGAAAAGGUCGCUGUGCUCAAACCGGAUAAAAGGGCCGAUCAUCGCUUUCGACGGGAUUCAGUGUUUCUGGUACCGAUGCACGGCGGCAUUUGGACAUUGUGCAUUGAUCUGCCCAUGCAGCAGCUACAGGAACUGCGGCGCAAUCCAAAAUUUCCACGCGGUGCGCCACCGUGUGUCAACUAUCUGGCUGGGUCCAUGGAGAACGCGCGUGGCGAGGAGCAGCGCAACGAUUGGCAGCACAGUGAGUCACAGGUCAUCACACUGCAGCCGCAUCUGAGAAUGCAAAACCUGUCCAUAUCCUGUUCACUGGUCUGCCUCAUCAUUCUGGGCAGCGCUGCUUUGGUAGGCGCCUUUGGCGUUUGUCAGCGUCAAAUCAGUGCCAUUCUCAUCACGGGAGUCAUGUAUCUGCUGGCAGCUCUCUUUGCGCUGUUUACGCUCAUGAUCAUCCACUUUAAACGGCAGCAAGGGCGCCCCAUGCUGGACAGCGAUUACGAUGGCACCGUCGACGGCAUUGUGGCGCGUCCCGGUGGCGUGGCCAUUGUGGCUAAGCCGCUGCUGGGUGCCCGCGUGUUCCUCACCUCGUGGAGCCUCGAUCUGGGAUGGGGCGGUGUAGUGUUGUGUGCGAUCACAUCGGUGCUAUGGAUUCUGCUGUCGAAGAUCAUGCGCUACAACCCAUUCUCGGCCUUGAUGAUUUAGCUAAACGCCCUGCCGCUCGGCGGCUAUGGCAGCUACGAUAGCUAUGGCAGCUAUGGCAGCACCACCAACAGCAGCAGUGGCAGCAGCAGCGGCGCCAGUGCCAGCUAUUUGUUGGGUGUGGGUGCCACAUCGUCGACGCGGCAAGCGGAGCAUCGGGGCAAGGGCAAAUACAUACUCUGAGCUUCCCCCAAAUUUCCCUUCUAUUCUUCUACAUAAUUAAUCCUGUAUUUUUCCCUUCUCAUCUUUGGUUGAAAAAUGUACCAAAACCCAAAAAAAAAAAAACAAAGAAAACCUACAAAUACCCGCAACAAAAAAUCAAUUGCCUUGUUCUUAUAUUAAUACGUAUAAAUUAUACCUUAUACUUGUACUUAUUGCAAUUAUGUCUUAAUCUUAUUGUAAAUCAAAUUUACAACUCUCUCACAUAAAAUUUUUGUAUACAUUAUAUAUAUAUAUUUACUGUUAGCUAUUCUACACGAAUCAAAAAGAAAUAUGUCAAAAAGAACCCAAAAAAAGAAAAACAAAUGAAAACUCUCUAUACACAACAACUAUCGAUACAAAGUAGAACUUGAAAUGUUCGGGGUUUAUUUACAAAUUCCCAAACGGGGCUUUUUGCUUUUGAUGCCGCUUUAAUAUAGUAACAAUUUCGCUUGCCUCUAGAGCAUUACCAAUGUCAAGUUAGUGGGGCCUAUGCAAAUAUGCAAAAAGUAGUUCCGGGAAACAAACCAACAUCAAAAAACCAUAUAAUAUACAUAGAGUGCUUUAAAGUUUAAACUAUGGUUUACAAAACUUCUUGAAACUAAACCAACAAGUGUAUUUUUAUGCAAACGCUUUGCCUUAAAUAGAGAAAAACCAAAAACCAAAAAAUAAAUUAAAAUUAUAAAAAUUAAAAUUAAAUAUUAAUAAAAAAUAAAAAUAAAAUAUGAAAAUA
This is a messenger RNA of Drosophila albomicans, 2941 nucleotides long. RefSeq lists its product as uncharacterized. The record is from RefSeq and is a predicted model, not a curated record. NCBI's taxonomy places the organism in Eukaryota, Metazoa, Arthropoda, Insecta, Diptera, Drosophilidae. The transcript is spliced from 4 exons. The annotation marks the transcript as partial.